Molecule: messenger RNA, 1254 nt
Organism: Plenodomus lingam JN3
Lineage: Eukaryota; Fungi; Ascomycota; Dothideomycetes; Pleosporales; Leptosphaeriaceae
Source: RefSeq, a predicted model, not a curated record
AUGGCUCGCAAACCCAAAACCACGCCCCUCGGUCCAACUGCAACCCCCAUUCUCAACAGUAGCCCAGAGCUUGUUAGCCCUUCAAAACUACCCCAGUUCAACAAGUCUACCGGUCGCCCGAUACGUAAGAGUGCAGGCAAAGCCAUGAAAGCCGCAGGCUACGUAGAUUCAAAAGUCAUUGAAGAGGAUGAUUCCAUACCCUUGAGCUCCGAAGAGGACGAAGAGGACGACGGAGACGAUGACAUUAUGGGACCACCAAGUCGAUCCGCCAAAGCCAAAGCAAGAGCAAAAUCCAAACGCAAGCGCAGUCCUUCACCGGCCUCGCCCUAUCUUGAGCCCAUCAUCUACAACCAGGAGGUGGGGGACCUUACCGACGAUGAGACUGGUGGUGCAUUCCAUCGCCACACCCCCAAAAUUGCGCCAACGACCUUGCAGUUCAAUGUGCCACUUGGCUACCAUGGCCCACUUACUGUAAAGCUUGUCGGCUCCAUGCUCCAUGCUGGGGAGCAAGCUGAGCCUUAUGAGAUGCGGCAAGGGCGAACAAAGAGGGCACGUACCGACACGGUGCCUUCGGCACGAAGCUCCAGCAGAGAAGCUCGGAAAGGCUUUGAGGAUCUGCCGCCAGAAAUACGAAAUACCAUUUACCAUUAUGUUUUCGUCCGUAAAGGAUUGGAUCUCACGGUGCCCAUCACAAAGGUUGGCGGGAAUCUCUGCCAGUCAGCGCAAUUCCUACGAACCUGUCGGCUCGUCCAUCAAGAAGGAUGCUCAGUUUUGUACGGCGAGAACACAUUCUACUUUGCCCGCAACCAUUCUGUCCGCAGCCCGUUCUGGGAGCCGGUGCUCAAAGAAGUGGGCUAUCAAGACAUGCUGCAAUUUCUUCGUAUGAUCGGACCAGAGAACCUUCAGUACCUGCGAGAUAUCAAGAUCGCAUUUGACGAUGCCGCCCCACGACACACAACGUACUUGUGGUCGAACGAGGCGCGACGCUAUCUAAACGACGAGUUCCUCUUACAUUGUCUGCGUAUUCUUCGCGAGGCCAAAUUGCGUAAGAUCAAGCUGCAGUUCUGUGGCAGACGCCAUGUCUACAAAUCUGACGUCAAAUUUCUCGGCUACCUCGAGCAGAUCAAGGUCGACGAGGUCACUAGCUUUUCUGAUUGGUAUACACCUUACGAAAAAAUAUCCGCUGUUGUCUUCCAUGACCUCAAGACGUCCAUGGUCCGGAAGAAGAAGCUGUAUGAGAAGGAAUCACCUUGA